Molecule: messenger RNA, 1582 nt
Organism: Gekko japonicus
Lineage: Eukaryota; Metazoa; Chordata; Lepidosauria; Squamata; Gekkonidae
Gene: FAM89B
Product: family with sequence similarity 89 member B
Exons: 2
Coding region: 675-1217 (180 amino acids)
Source: RefSeq, a predicted model, not a curated record
GCCGGGCCCUCCCGUCGGCUGCAGCUGUCGCCCCUUUAAGCCGCGUCCUUGUGCGCUCAGGGGAGGCGAAGGCAAGCAGGGGCGCUGCGGGUGUGGCCGCCGCGACUGCAGCAGCGCGAACAAAGGCGAGGGGCGCCCGGUGGCCCGGCUCGGAGCGGCUGUGCUCGGCGUCACCGUCUUGGCCGGCCUGGCCCCCCUUCAUCCACCUCUGGCGGCGGCUCCGAAAGGAAGCGCCAAGCAGGGCGCACGGCCGAUGGGGAGCACGGCGAGAGCGGGGCUCAGGCGGCGGCCCAGCAGCCCGAUGGCUUCGGAGCGAGCGUCGGCCUGGGAAGGGUAGCCCGGGGAUCGAACUGAAGGCGGCUCCGUGCCCGGGACAAGAGUGCGGGUCUCGGCUGCGGGGCCUGUGUUCGGAGCCCCGGCGGUGGAACCCUGGAGAAAAGAGCCCCGCGAGUUCCUCCUCCGCCUAUCGACCAAGGACGCGCUGCCUGCGCCGGGACUGGGGCUUCCAGCGUGGCGCCCCAGCGGCAGGCCCGAGAAGCCGCGGCGAUUCUGCCUCGUAGCUGCUCCAUAUAUGGCUGGGACUGGCCGGCUCCGGAGGCCCCCGCCGCGUUGUCCUCCUCCGCUGCCUUGAGCGCCUCGGGCUGCUGGGCCCUCUCCGCCGCCGGGCCGCCGUCAUGAACUGCCUCCAGACCUCCCAGGACAGCCUGGGAGGGAACGUCUGCGCCAUCGAGGGGCUCCCGCCGCUGCCCAAGGGGCUCAGCGGGAUCCUCAACUCCAGCGGGGGCUCCUGGCGGGAGAUCGAGAAAGUGUACAGCAAGAAGACGCGCAUCCAGGACGACCUGAGCAAGUCCCAGGCCUCGUCGGAAAAACUGCUGCUCCGCAGUAAACCGGCUAACCUCGACUCAGCCCUGGCUGUGCUGCGCAAGGAGAUGGUGGGACUCCGGCAACUGGACAUGUCCCUUUUGUGUCAGCUGUGGUCCUUGUACGAGUCGAUUCAGGAGUACAAAGGUCUCUUUCAGGAUAUGUCCUCCUCGCUUCACUCAGAAGGCAGUCUGGCUGCUGAAAAUGGCUUCUCUGACGAGGAGGAAGACUUUGAGGUGGAUCCAUCUAGCCCAGAUGGGCAUAAGGAGAAUGCCUUGGGUCAGCGACUCCGUCUUCUCCAGCCUCAGAACUCUCGGGACCAGUGGCUGCAGGACUCCUUCCAUAUCACCAUCUGAGGUGGCCUCUGCCACAGAAUUGCCUUUCCCUGUGACGGGGGAGAAACUCUGACAAUACAUUAGGAAUUUUUUUUUGUAGGAUUGGGGAAUGAGGCACGUUAACACGGGCAGUUUGUGGCUGGUUUGGGAACUGCCCCUGAACAUGCUGUAGGGUUUGCACUUAACCAGUAGUAGUUUAGUGUUUUAUUACCACUGGAUAGACCCAGUGGGAUCUCAUUGGAAAUUCUUCUGAGAGAGACAUGAUGUGGGGACAGUUGAGGAGUCGAGUGGGACUCCUUCUGUCUGCGAGGGCAUAGAAUUGUCUAGAGCAGGGGUCCCUGGUGUGGUGUGGUGGGUGCCAUGGCACCUGCCGGUAUCUUUCUUGA